Paraglomus occultum is the source of this 516-nucleotide messenger RNA. The record is from the annotation of a GenBank genome assembly. Lineage: Eukaryota; Fungi; Glomeromycota; Glomeromycetes; Paraglomerales; Paraglomeraceae.
AUGCAUCAAUCUUUUCUCUUCCUAUUCUUUUUGUUAACCGCCACAAUCUCAGUGAUCGAUGCAGUUCCCCACCGACUUCGCAGAGGAACUACAGUCUUUACUCAAUGUCCUUACGAAAAUCCUCCGCCAGUACUCGAAGUCGCAAUAACACCCGAUCCUAUUGCGCCAGGUCGACCGUUUUACUUUGCUGUUAACGGGACCACGGUAGCCGAUAUUGAUGCAUCCGACGACGUGCAAAUUGGCGUUCUUUUCGGUACGGACCCCAAAGCACGUCCGUUAACCACACCUUUUACUACCGCUUUUUGUAAUGUAGAUGGAAAUAUAGCUUGUCCACUUAAGGCUGGUACCUCUUACAGCCGAACAGGGUUGUCAGUCCCGACUCCGCAAACAUUGCCCCCCUCUUUUCAACUGUUUGUUACAAUAGUCAAUGUGCGGACAAAGUUCGUACAUGGUUGUGCACUGGCAAACGUUGAAACACAACUACUAGCAGAUGGCGUACUCAUUGAAAGAUUCUAG